ACCCUCACAUACUGCUCUAAAUACAUCCGAUAAAAGAGUUUAAAACCUAAGAGAAAAUAGCAAGAGAUUUGGGAAAGAAUGGCAGAAGAAUUGGCGCUAGAUUUGGAGGAGCUUAAGCAGCUUCAAUGCAUCGCGAAGAGGCCACGUAUUUUAUCUUUUAUUUCCUCUGAGAUUCGGAACUUGGAAAAGACAUUGAAAGAGGAUGCAAAUGAAGCUUCUCCUGCUGCUGCACCACAAAUUCCAAUUCCCAUUGCAACCUCAGCAAAGGCUCCGGUUAACCCAGCACCGAGUUACGUUACACUCGCCUCGUUCAGCUGGGAUCAAGACAACGAUAAAGUCAAGAUAUAUGUCUCUCUGGAAGGAGUUGAACAGGAGAAAAUCCAAGCAGAUUUCAAGCCGAUGUCUUUUGAUGUUAAAUUCCACGACGUUAAAGGUAAAAACUAUAGGUGUGCUAUUCAAAAAUUGAACAAGGAAAUCGAAUCAGAGAAGUGCAAGGUGAUAGUUAAGCCUAAAAGAGUCAUCAUCACAUUGUUCAAAGCUUGUAAAGGCAACUGGUCUGAUCUACACUACAAGGAGGACAAGCUGAAGCCAAACUUGGAUAAAGAGCGAGAUCCCAUGGCUGGAAUCAUGGACUUAAUGAAGAAUAUGUACGAGGAAGGGGACGAGGAUAUGAAAAGAACAAUUGCCAAAGCAUGGACUGAUGCAAGAUCUGGCAAGACUGGUGAUUCUUUGAAGGGUUUUCGUUGAAUUCCAUAUGGAAAUGGGUAUUUUUGGGGUGGAUUUUAGCACAAUGGUCUUUUCUAUGCUUAUUGUGGGAUCUUGUCUUCUUGAAGUUGCAGAAAACUUGUUUCUGGAUAUUUUUGUUCUUGUUGUGAUGAAUUAUUGAAAUUU
Hibiscus syriacus is the source of this 891-nucleotide messenger RNA. RefSeq names its product calcyclin-binding protein-like. Gene Ontology annotation, molecular function: tubulin binding; ubiquitin protein ligase binding; S100 protein binding. Bases 79 to 747 code for a protein of 222 amino acids. The record is from RefSeq and is a predicted model, not a curated record. The transcript has 5 exons. Lineage: Eukaryota; Viridiplantae; Streptophyta; Magnoliopsida; Malvales; Malvaceae.